Messenger RNA from Cannabis sativa, 8254 nucleotides. RefSeq lists its product as uncharacterized. The record is from RefSeq and is a predicted model, not a curated record. NCBI's taxonomy places the organism in Eukaryota, Viridiplantae, Streptophyta, Magnoliopsida, Rosales, Cannabaceae. The transcript has 2 exons. Gene Ontology annotation, molecular function: cysteine-type peptidase activity. Bases 7147 to 7869 code for a protein of 240 amino acids. Gene Ontology annotation, biological process: proteolysis.
AACAUUCUGCUUGUAAGACUCAUUAAUUGAUUCGUGAUUGAUCAAUUAUAAUUCUAAAGUUAGACUAUGUUUAAUUUUAUGAAUUUUCACUAAGCAGGGGUGAAAUUGUAAAGAAAAGAGAUUCUAGGUUUAUUUAUUUAUUAAUGGACUAUGUAUGUCUAGUUAAUAAUUAAAUUAAAUGACAAUAUUAUUUAAUAAUCUAUUUUAGUUAUUAAAUAAUUAGUUUUGGCAUUUAAAAGGUUAGAAUUGGAAAAUUGGCGUUUUUGAGAAAAUAGAAAUAAAAUUUGAUAAAACUGCAAAAUCAAGUGGGGCCCACUAACACACCAUGGCCGGCCACUAUUUGUGGAGUUUCAAAUUGAUUUUUUCAUUAUUUUAAUGCCAAAUAAUUCCUAACCUAAACCUAGUAGUUGCCUAUAAAUAGAAAGUGAUGGCUCAGUCAAAUCAUAAGUUUUCAUAUCAUCUUCUGACAGAAAUUUCUCUCUCCAGAAAACUGAGCCUUCCUCACUUUCUAUACCUGGCCGAAACCCCUUCUCUCUUUUCUCUUCAUCAAUUUCGUGACCCUAGUGAAAGUGUAAGUGCCCACACACAACAAGCAGUAACUCAAUCAUAGAUUGGAAGACUGUGAAGGAUCAAACUUGAAGAAGAAGGACAUUCGGGCUUAGAUCUUAAUUAUACUCUGCUAAAGAAAGGAUACAAGGGUUAGAGAUCUGAGCGGAAGGAGACAUUAAUUCCGCUGCAUCAAUGUAAGGUUUUCUUAACUUUAUAUGUGUUUAAUUUAUCGUUUUAGAAAGUUCAUAUUUAGGGUGUUUAAACAACAUACUUGUGAGUAGAUCUAAGAUCAUGGUAAAAUAAAUUCCAACAAGAAAAACAAGGGCAGGAAGCGAUAUUUGUUCCUACUCCGGUGUAUGCUAAUGUUCAAGCUGAUGAUGCAGCGAACCCUUCUGCAGUGGCAGGUCAGCUCCCUGUAAACGACUUCUUUUAUACCGUGUUGUUUGAUUCGGGAGCUAUACGUUCAUGCAUAGCUAUGAGAAUAAUUAAUCAUUUUGGGUAAGGCCUUGUGAUAUUUUAGAAAGAGGGUUUGGAACCCUAAUGCCUAGUGGGGAGUUGGUUAUCUCUAAUAGGCGCUUUAGGUCUAUGCCAGUUAAGAUCGAAGAUAGGGAGUUGAGCGCUGACCUUAUAGAAUUGGAAUUAACUAAGUUUGACAUUAUACUGGGAAUGGAUUUUCUGUUCAAGUGUUCGGCCAGAAUAGAUUGUAAGCAGAAAAUGGUGACUUUUCAGCCCGAAGGUGAAGAUCCAUUUGUUUAGGAUGGAACAGUCCAGGGGUCUUGGAUCUCGGUUAUCUUUGUAUUAAGGGCUAGAGAUUUACUAUGCAGUGAUUGUGUAGAAUUUCUAGCAGUGGUAAUUGAUUUCAGCAGACCUGAAACAUUUGGGCCUGAGGCAGUCAGGGCGAUGAGAGAUUUUCUCGACGUGUUUUUCGAGGAGUUGCCGGGGUUGCCGCGCCGCCACAACGAGAAAUUGAUUUCGUAAUUGAUAUGGCACCUGGAGUCGAACCUGUUUCUAAAGCUCCAUAUAGAAUGGCUCCAGCGAGACUCAAAGAGUUUAAGUUAAAACUUCAGGGGAUGCUUGACAUUGGGUUUAUUUGACCCAGUGUAUCGCCCUGGGGAGCUUUGGUUCAGUUUUUGAAAAAGAAAGAUGGUUCCCUCCGAAUGUGUAUUGAUUAUCGGGAACUAAACAAGCUGAAGAUUAAGAAUAAGUAUCUGUUACCCAGAAUCGAUGAUCUGUUCGAUCAGCUCCAGGGAAAGACAGUGUUUUCGAAGAUUGAUCUGCGAUCUAGUUAUCAUCAACUUAGAAUUCGAGAGGAGGACAUACCGAAGAUAGCUUUUAGAACAAGAUAUGGGCACUAUGAGUUCGUGGUAAUGUCAUUCGGAUUGAAUAAUGCUCCUACGGCCUUUAUGGAUCUUAUGAAUAGGGUAUUCAAGGAUUUCCUCGAUAACUGCGUCAUAGUGUUUAUCGACGACAUUCUUGUAUACUCUCAGUCAGAAAAGGAGCACGAGCAUCAUCUUCGAAUGGUAUUGCAGCGACUUAGGGACCACAAGUUGUAUGCAGAGUUUAAAAGUGCGAAUUCUGGUUGUCUGAGGUGUCCUUUCUGGGUCAUAUUGUUGGGAAGAAUGGGAUUAUGGUUGAUCCAAACAAGGUGGAGUCAGUGAAGAAUUGGCCGAGGCCCAAGUUUGUGACGGAAAUUCGAAGUUUUCUUGGCUUAGCAGGGUAUUAUCGACGUUUUGUCGAAGGAUUCUCUAAAAUUUCUAUGCCCCUAACCGAAUUGACCAAAAAAAAAAUCAGAGAUUUGUGUGGUCAGAUAAGUGUGAAAUAAGUUUCCAGGAGUUGAAGCAACGUUUGAUAACAACUCCGGUGUUAGCUUUGCCAUCAGAUCAAGAGAAAUUUGUGGUUUAUUGUGAUGCAUCCAGGCAGGGCCUGAGAUGUGUUCUGAUGCAAGUUGACAGAGUCAUAGCUUAUGCCUCUCGUCAACUGAAAGAUUAUGAGCAGUGUUACCCAACUCAUGACUUAGAGCUUGCUGCUGUGGUUUUUGCUCUGAAGAUAUGGCGACAUUAUCUUUACGGUGAGAAGUGCGAAAUUUAUACUGAUCAUAAGAGUCUCAAAUACUUUUUCACCCAAAAGGAUUUGAACAUGAGACAGAGUAGAUGGCUGGAAUUGGUUAAGGACUACGACUGUGAAAUUUUAUACCACCCCGGGAAGGCCAAUGUUGUGGCCGAUGCUUUAAGUAGAAAUGUUCCCGAGCAAGUUUGUACUACGGUUUUGAUAGCCCCUCAACUAGCCUCUGAAAUGGUUAGUGCAGGGAUUGAGUUCGUAGUUGGAAAGUUACAUAAUUUAACACUUCAAUCUGAUCUGUUAGAGAGGGUCAAAAGAGCUCAACUUGAGGAUCCCAAGCUAGUUAAAGUUCGAGAUGAGACUAUGGCUGGUCGGCCUAGAGACUUUUUAGUCUCGAACAGUGGAAUGUUGUCAUUUAAAGCUCGAGUUUGUACUUCUAAUGUUGCAGAGAUCAAGAAGGAGGUACUUGAUGAAGCUCAUACCACACAUUAUUCAUUCCAUCCGGGAACCACCAAAAUGUAUCAGGAUUUAAACCCUAUCUUUGGUGGUAUGGGAUGAAAAGAGAAGUGGUGGAUUAUGUGUCCAAGUGUUUAACCUGCCAGCAAAUUAAAGUUGAACACCAGAGGCCGACAGGGUUACUGCAAUCUUUAGUCCUUCCUGAGUGGAAGUGGGAGGACAUUGCAAUGGAUUUUGUAACUAGAUUACCUAGAACUACGGGAAUGUAUGAUUCAGUAUGGGACACAGUGCACGGAUUCACAAAAUCAGCUCACUUUCUACCAGUGAAAGCUACAUAUUCAGUGGAUCAGUAUGCUGAGUUGUAUGUAAAGGAGAUCGUUCGUCUCCAUGGAGCCCCUAAAUCUAUUGUGUCAGACAGGAAUCCAAAGUUCACAUCGAAGUUUUGGGAGAGUCUUUAGAAGGCUAUGGAUACCAAGUUAAAGUUUAGUACAGCCUUUCACUCUUAGACUUAUGGUCAGUCAGAAAGAACAAUCCAAGUAUUUGAAGACUUACUGCGAGCCUGUGUCAUGGACUUUGAGAGUUCAUGGAGUAAGCACUUGCCUUUAAUUGAAUUCUCCUACAACAAUAGCUACCAGAGUACUAUAGGGAUGGCUUCCUAUGAGAUGUUAUAUGGUAGAAAAUAUCGUUUCCCUAUUCAUUAGGACGAGGUUGGAGAAAGGAAGUACUUGGGUCCAGAGUUAAUGCAGAGGACCAAUGAGGCUAUUGAUAAAAUCAAAGUUUGGAUGCUUGCUUCUCAAAGCAGGCAGAAAAGUUAUGCUGAGCCGAAGUGCAGAGAUGUUACAUUUCAGACAGGGGAACAUGUUUUUUUCUGCGGGUUUCACCAAUGAAGGUUAUUAGGCGCUUCAGAAAGAAGGGUAAGUUGAGCCCUAGGUUCAUUGGGCCAUUUCAGAUACUUGAGAAGGUCGGGCAGGUAGCGUAUCGCCUAGCCUUACCACCAGCAUUGUCGGUUGUUCAUGACAUAUUUCAUAUUUCCAUGUUGAGAAAAUACGUGUUAGACCCGACUCAUAUCUUGAGUUAUGAAGCCCUUGAACUGCAAUCAGACUUAUCCUAUGAAGAGCAACCUAUUCAGAUUCGGAACAAGACUAUUGUUCUAAUUAAGUGCUCUGGAGGAACAGUAAGGUGGAGGAAGCCACCUGGGAAUUGGAGUCUGAUAUGAGGACUCAGCAUAUCCAGAGCUAUUCAAGUUAGAUUUCGAGGACGAAAUCCUUUUAACGGGGGAUAAUUGUAAUGACCGCCUUAGUAAUUUGGAUUAGAAAAGGCAAUUAGCACUAAUUUCUGUCAUUUUAUAAUUAUUUGUGAAUUUAUUUAAUUGUGAAUCCUAAUAUUUAGAAAUAAAUAUUAGAGUUAUAAUUUCUCAAUUUAGCAGAUUUUAUUAAACUCUAGGGGUAUUAUUUAGCUUAUAUGUGAAAUAUGCUAUUUUUGUAAUUUUUGCUCGGCGACAACGAAAAAUGUGAUGGAUGGCUAGUUUGAUCAUAUGGGUAAGUUUAGAACUUUAUUUCUUAGCGGGGAAUAUUUUAGAGAGAAUAAUUAUCGGGAUUGAGCAGGGUUAUGGGAUUUGACCAUUUUACCCCUAGCUUUUGAUAUACCCUAGUUUUGGGUCAAAGGGCAUUAUUAUCAUUUGGUUAAAUGGUGGGAUAGGUGGCUGCCCUAGUUUGGUGACACCUUGCAACCUUUUUCUCAGCCAAAAUUAAGUAGUUAAUUUACUUAGUUAGAAAGAAAGAGGAAUUAGAAGGAAAUACAAAAAAUAGAAGGAGAAGCUCUCUUUCUUCUCUCUCUCUUCUCGAACCAGCAAGACCAAGGGAAAGGGUUGUCGAUUUCUGAGUUUUUAGCAAGGAAUUCAAGGGAGAAAUUAAUCUAAGGUAAGCCCUAAUGAACUCCCCUUUAGUUUUCAAGUUUUUGCUUAGUUAGAAAUGGUGAAUUUUUGAAAUAGGGGUUGUUAGGUUUAGAAAUGCUUAGGGUUCGGUUUUUAUGUUCAAUAUUGGUUGUUUAGAGGUUCUGGUAGUUGAUUUUGGUGCUUGGUGUUAGUUCUAAGCAAGCUUGAGUUUUGAAACUCAAGCUUUGAGCUUUAAUGGCAAGUUAGAAUUUAUUGGUUUGUUUUGUGAUUUUCUGGUUGGUUUAGGUUAUAAAUGCAUUGUAUAGGUACCCUGGAAGUUUUUGGAAAGUUUGGGAUUGAAUUGAGUUAAGGGGGUUGGUUUUUGUGUUCCCAGCACAGAACCGGUCGACCGGUUGGUGUUCCAGAAAUGGACUUUCGGUUGGGACCGGUCUGCCGGUUGGGGGAAUUUUCGGAACCCUAGUUUUUCCCAAUUUUGAGAUAUUUAGGGUAUUGCCAUGUUGUUUAUCGAUAGGGAAACUUUUAGUUUCAAGUUGGAGUCCCCGGAAAGUGAUUUAGCGAGUCACUCAUCUGUGUUGCAAAUAAUGUGAUUAUGGCAUCCAUCUAGCGCAAGCAUUUCCGUUCAGGUCGGCCAGCACACUUGAAUUCGAAAAAUAGGUAAGAACUGUAUAUAGCGUGUUAUAAAAGAUAUAUGCAUGUUGUAUUAUGAUUGUAUAUGUUUUGGGUGAUAUCAUAGCGGCACAAUAAUUGUGUCGGUUCGACAGUACAAGCAUCGUACUGGUUAAGAGUGAUAUUCACCCCAGAGAGUAUUAAUUGGCGCUAUCAUAGCGGCACAACAAUUGUGUCGGUUCGGCAGUACACGCACAGUACUGGUUAAGAGUGAUAUCAUGGCCAAUUGUACUCUUGGGUGCUAUUGAUGCUAUCAUAGCGGUACGAACAUAGUGUCGGUUCCGCAGUGCGAUCAUAGUGCUGAUAGUGGGUGAUAUCAUGGUCAAUAGCACAGCUAGUAAGAAUGUUCUUACUCAUCUGUUAAGCCUUGUAAAUAGGUGUAUGGGCGCCUAGUUACAAGUCGAAAGUUAUAUGAUAUGUUUUAUGCUUUUCUUACUGAGUCUGUUGACGCACAGGUCUACUUUCAUGUGUAGGUAAAGGAAAGGGGAUAACUGAACUGGAGUGAACCUGAGCUCGGAUGGGAUUGUACAUGUCAAAGCAGCGCGACCUGAAGUGUUCGGUCUCGGGACAUCUGGGAAUUGUAUUUUUUACAGUCGCUGUGCGACCUGAAAAAUGUGUAUUUUAAAAUAUUACUUUUAAAAAGUUUGAAAACGGGAUCCCGACACUUGUAAAUAUUUUAAUAUGUUAUAAAGUUUAUUAAUUAAUAUAAAAGUUUUAAUUUGACACGUUUUCCAAGAAAACUCUUCGAUUAGCGAAGAUUGCACUGUAAUUGAAAAAGUACUGUAGCGUGCCUUAGCAGUAGGGCGUUACAUGAUGUUUUGUUUCAUGAUGAUAGUGAUAAGUUGAGUUUGGUUUUGUAUGAUGAAUCAUAUUUGUCUCCGGAGAUUCAAAAGAGGCAGCCCAAACCAAGCUCUGUUGUUCUGUCACCAUAUGUUGUGGACUUUGGGUCUUCUUCAUCUUCAAAGGAAGACUUAAUGAGGAUUGUGCAAGAUGGUAAAUUUAUUGUGCAUGGAAUCAAUCCUUUUAAAGAUGAAAUUUGUUAUAAUACUGGUGUUGAGCAGUGCAUUAAGUUUUCCAAAUUUAUUGAGGAGAACAUAGUCAUGAAUAGGGGGUUAGUAUUUUUUUUAUUUAUAUUUAUAUUACUUACAUUUGUUUUAUGUCUUUUUUUUUUUUAUAUGUGAUUGACUUUUUUUUGUGUUUGUUGUUUUUUGUGUUGUCAGUGUCAAGAAGUACUCUGAUGCGGACAACAUCUUAUCUCCACCGAUUGAUUUUUCUUUCAUUGAAAUUUCCAAGAAGAUGUGGUUCUACCAGCUUCAUGCUUGUGGUGAAUUUCUGGGUGAGAGUGUAAGAAACUAGUUUCUUUUUAUUAUUUUUUAUGUCUUUGCUGUUUGAGUCUAUAUUUUGGUAUCGGUUCUUUCAAAAACCGGUUUCUGAUACAUGUGUUUAUUGCUUUUCUGUAGCAUUUAGAUGUGGUAUUCUAUUACCUUAGGAAGAAGAUUAAGAAAUAUGAUACUUUGAACCAGAUGAUUACCCCUACCGAUUGUUUGUUUGAUCAAGUGAUAUGGAAUUCCUACAAUCAGUUCUUGAAAUCGGGUUCUAAUCCUUCUAAGAUUGACUUUGAUAAUGCCAUUCCUGGAUACAUUGUUGGUGAGUAUUUGUUUUGCAAUACUCCUUGGGUGCUUACUGACCAUGUUCUUAUAUAUGUCAAUAUUCAAAAGCAAAAACAUUGGAUAUUGGUCGAUUUUGAUAUCAAGGAGAGGAUGUUGAACGUAUAUAACUCCAUGUCUGGUGCUCUCAACAAGAAACGCGCUUUGGAUCAUGUAAAAGCUUAUUCUACUAUGCUGCCAUUUUAUUUGGAGUAUCUUGAUGUUUAUUCUUCUAGGCCGAAUCUUAAUUUGGUUCAAGGUCCAUAUUCUGUUGGGAAAAGAGAACCUUUGAAUUUCAAGUUCAUAGAUGGGCUUCCAAGUCAGGUCAAUAGUGACUGUGGAGUGUCUGUCAUCAAAUUUGCUGAAUUUUUUAUUCGUGGAAAAAUUGAUGACAUUCCAGCUAAGAUGUCUUAUUGUGUAGCAGUAUAUAGAGAUGAUCUUGCUGUGAGUUUGUUUAUUCAUGCUAGGAGGAAACAAAUUGGUGGUUAUAUAACUGAUGAUGAAGUGUUGAAAAGGGGGAAGAAAUCAAAGGAUAAUGCAAGUGUUAAGGCAAAGGUCAAAGGGAAGGAUAUUCCAAAGGGAAAGGGCAAACCGAAAUGAUUUCAGAUGAAUGGAUAGAUGUUUAUAAUAAUUAUAAUUUUUUUUUUUGGAUUUAUGUUCCUAUGUUUUCAGGAAACUGGUUUCGUUUGGUUUUUUGUUAUUAUUUUUUUUUUUUUUUUGUAUUUGGUAUUUUAAGACAAUGUUCUAUAGUUUUUUAGUGUUGUUUUUUUUUUUUUUUGAAACACUUGUCACUUAGUUAAAGUGGUUGUAUUUUUUUUCUUGUAAAGACUGGAUGUUUAAAUGAAUUAGCAACACUUUGUAUUAUAAGUUUUUAGUUGAUGGCUUAAUCUUUCUUUUUUUUUUUUUGUAAAUAGUUUCUUUUUUACUAUUAAUUUCGUUUUUUUUUAUUUGAAUGUACUGUUAACUGAUUUUUGUUUUUGUUUUG